GAGCAGAAACGCGCAGCUCCGCCUUCACAUUAUCGCGGAGUUCUCAAAGGAGAAUUACAGCACCUCAGAUCCAGAAAAAACACAUCCUCAUUAUCUAUUUACUGGCGUUAGCGGCUUCAGUCUGCUUUAUAUUCCCGCGCGGCUUCUGCAGAGGACGUGUGUUUGUUUACGACGCCAUUUUUAAAGUAUUUGUUUAUUGCGGUGCAACUUUUCCACUCAUUCUCCCGAAACAGCAACAGGAAAACUGGCGACUCCCUAAUUUUGUAGUUUUUUUUACAUGUGUUUGUGAUUCCCAUCAGCUCAGGAAUUAUGGGAUGCUGCGGCAGCACACAGAAGGAACGCGACUGGAAGCCUUUAGAGCAGAGGAAGUGCACAGAUAUACCAUGGCUGCUGCUCUUCAUCCUCUUUAAUAUCGGCAUGCUCUGCAUCUGUGGUUUCGCCAUUGCGACAGGAGCUGCUACAAGACUCAUAUCAGGGUAUGACAGUUACGGCAACACCUGCGGCCAGAAAAACGCCAAAAUCCCAGGCAUCGAGCACAGCGGACUGGACCACAGCAACAGAAAGUAUGUGUUUUUCCUGGACCCCUGCAAAAUUGACAUAACUAAAAGAAAGAUUAAAUCUGUGGCUUUAUGCGUGUCGAAGUGUCCGAAGGUUAAGCUGGACACGUAUGAGGACCUCACCAAGUUCGCCACAGUUAACGGAUCUGCUUUAUGCACCUAUGAUGUACAACCUGAGGCUUAUUCGUCUAAUCCUAAUAAAGAUGUGAAAUGUCCAAAACUUCCUGUUUUUCCGAGUGCAUCUCUGUCUGUGUUUCACCGCUGUAUGCCGGUCGACAUCUCGUGUUUUGCUACCUUUGCUAAGGCCUUCAUCACAUUCGUCAGUGAUAACAGUGUGCUCCAUCGGGUCAUUGCUGGAGUCAUGAUGGCUAAAGAGAUCAUCAUGGGCCUCUGUCUGCUCGCCCUCGUUCUGUCUCUGAUUCUGAUGGUGGUGAUCCGCUAUAUAUCUGUGCUUCUGGUCUGGAUACUCACAGCAGUGGUGGUGAUUGGCUCAGUGGGUGGUUGCGGGAUCCUCUGGUGGCUGUAUGUGGAUCAGGGGAAAGCUCUAAAUGCCACAAUGCCGGCUCAUGAUCUGGAGGUUGCCCACGAUAACCAGCAGGCCCUGCUCGUCUACGCCAUCGGAGCCACCAUCUUUACUGUACUCUUGCUGCUGCUGAUGUUCUUCAUGAGGAAGCGUGUGGCUCUCACCAUCGCUCUGUUUCAUGUAGCUGGUAAAGUGUUCACUCAUCUGCCUCUGCUGGCGCUGCAGCCCUUCUGGACUUUCCUCACACUCAUGCUCUUCUGGGUCUACUGGAUCUCUGUGCUGCUCUGCCUCGGCACCGCAGGCAGUCCGGUGAAGAAUAAUCAGACUGGUCUGGUGGAGUUUAAGAUGGACGGUCCGCUGCAGUAUAUGGUCUGGUAUCAUGCCGUCGGCCUCAUCUGGGUCAGCGAGUUCAUCCUGGCCUGUCAGCAGAUGACCAUCGCUGGAGCUGUGGUCACUUACUACUUCACAAGAGAUAAGUCUCAGCUGCCCUUCACACCCAUCGUGUCCUCAGUGCUGCGUCUGAUGCGCUUUCACCUGGGCACCGUGGCUAAAGGAGCCUUCAUCAUCACUCUGGUGGAGAUCCCUCGCCUCAUCCUCACUUACAUCCACAGCCAGCUCAAAGGAAAGGAGAACGCUUGUGCUCGCUGCAUGCUGAAGGCCUGCAUCUGCUGUCUGUGGUGUCUGGAAAAGUGCCUGUCUUACCUGAACAUGAAUGCCUAUACAGCUACGGCCAUUAACAGCACAAAUUUUUGUACGUCUGCUCGAGACGCUCUCUUCAUCCUGGCAGAAAACGCUCUCCGUGUGGCCGCCAUCAACAGCGUCGGAGACUUUGUGUUGUUUUUGGGAAAGAUUUUGAUCGUGUCGUGUACGGCGUUUGCGGGCGUCCUCUCUCUGAACUACCAGCGGGAGUACAGCGUCUGGGUGCUGCCGCUGAUCAUCGUGUGUGUGUUCGCCUUCCUGGUGGCUCAUUGUUUCCUCUCCGUCUUUGAGAUUGUGGUGGACGUCCUGUUCCUCUGCUUCGCCAUCGACACCAAGCAGAACGACGGCAGUCCAGGGCGCGAAUAUUACAUGGACAAGAGCCUCAUGGAGUUUGUAGAAAACUCCAGGAAAGCUACAGAGAAGUACAGCAAAGCAGAAGGAGACAGUCGGGAGAUGAAAUCUAUGACUGGAGGAACACUGGCCUGAUGAAGACCUCGCCACGCUUUUUACAUCGACUGACACUCCAACAAAGAGCUACCGAGAUGCGCAAGAGCUUCUCUUCAGGGAUUAUAAUGUGACAGGCCUUAUGAAGGGGCAUUAGAAGAGCUCCAGGAGCAGGGUACAUGCACAGCUAUACUGUAUACAUGCUAAUAUUAGCUCCCAAAUUUUUCUAAAGAAUUAGACUUGAGCAGCCGAAUGCAUACAAGUCAUUUAAAAAUAGAGGUUUGGGAGCCUAAAUAUCAGCUUUGACUUCGUUUUAUUUAGUGCUGGACGAGAUUAAUCGCAUCCAAAAUAGUUUGUUUUGACAUAAUAUGUGUGUGUAUAUAUAUAUCAGUCACAACAUUUUCUUAAAUAUAUGCAUGCGUGUAUGCAUAUAUACACAGUACACACACUUAAAUUGUCAAAGCAAGCUUUUAUUUUGGAUGUGAUUAAUUGUUGGCCAGCACUAGUUUUAUUACGAUAGUACAUUUUAUACAGAACUUCUAAACUAAAUGCAUUAGUGUUUUAUAUAUUUGAUAAUUUAAGGGUUUUACUCCAUAAAAUCCAGUUUCAGUUAUCCAACUUAGUUUUUUAUGGUGCUUUUUGUAUGUUAUCUUAUUGACAAUGUUCUGAAAUGCAGUACUACUAUCAUGAACUCUUUAUUUUAUUUUUUUCUAUGCAAGCCAUAAUAAUAGAUUUUCCUCAGCAAGAUGUUUUUCUAUGAUUUGAGGGUCCAUGAGUGUCUUAUUUUAAUAUCCUACAGUAGAUGCUGCUGAAGUUUGCAGUGUUUAUUUAGAUUUGUGCAGCAGUUUUGUUACAAAUAUAUUAAGAGACUCUUAUCUUUUACUGUAAAGCAUAGGUGUCAAACUGGAUUCCUGGAGGCCCGCAGCUCUGCACAGUUUUGCUCCAACCCUAAUCAAACACAGCUGAUCCAACUAAAGUGUUCAAGACUACUAGAGACUAUUAAGCAAGUGUGAGUUGGAGCUAAACUAUGCAGAGCUGCAGCUAUUCUGGAUUUCAGUUUGAGACCAUUGCUGUAAAUGAACCGCAUUACAAUAGUUGCCAUUUUCUCUUGUGCCAAAGAGCUGACGUGUGUCGUAGGAAACACUAAAUAACUUCUUUUAGUUUUAAUUUAAUGUUGUUUAUUUGAGUCUAAUAUUUCGAGUGAUAUAAAUAUGCACAACUUUAUUUUGGGGCCAGAAACGACACACUGCAGCUUCAAAUCGCAUCAUCUGUGUGAAAGUUAGGAGUGCAAUAGGAAAACCGUUUAAUAAAAACCCAAAGAAACACACAAA
Danio aesculapii is the source of this 3554-nucleotide messenger RNA. RefSeq names its product solute carrier family 44 member 1a (gene slc44a1a). Gene Ontology annotation, cellular component: membrane. The coding region runs from base 310 to 2265 and encodes 651 amino acids. Gene Ontology annotation, biological process: transmembrane transport. Gene Ontology annotation, molecular function: transmembrane transporter activity. NCBI's taxonomy places the organism in Eukaryota, Metazoa, Chordata, Actinopteri, Cypriniformes, Danionidae. The record is from RefSeq and is a predicted model, not a curated record. The transcript is spliced from 16 exons.